CCCGCCGGGACAAAGCCAUGAAGCCGGCGCUCCUGGAAGUAAUGAGGAUGAACAGGAUCUGUAGGAUGGUUCUGGUCACUUGCGUGGGAUCUUUCGCCCUGGUCAUCUUCUAUUUCCAAAGUAUGUUGCAUCCAGUCAUACGUAGGAAUCCAUUUGGGAUGGACAUCUGUUGCCGGAAGGGGUCACGAAGCCCGUUGCAGGAGCUCUACAAUCCAACCCAGUUGGAAUUAUCCAGCACGGCCAUCCUUCAUCAGAUCCGGAGGGAUCAAGUCACAGAUACAUGCCGAGCCAACAACAUGUCCAGCAGAAAGCGCCGUGUGCUGACGCCCAAUGACCUCAAACAUUUGGUGGUUGAUGAGGAUCAUGAAUUGAUAUAUUGCUAUGUACCCAAAGUGGCCUGUACCAACUGGAAGAGAGUCAUGAUGGUCUUGACUGGGAGGGGCAAAUACAGCGAUCCAAUGGAGAUACCAGCCAACAAAGCCCAUGUCUCAUCAAAUCUGAAGACACUCAACCAGUACAGCAUCCCAGAGAUCAACCAUCGCUUGAAAAACUACAUGAAGUUCCUGUUUGUCCGUGAGCCUUUUGAGAGACUGGUGUCAGCCUACAGAAACAAAUUCACCCAGAAGUACAACACCUCCUUCCACAAGAGAUACGGUACCAAAAUUGUGAAACGCCAAAGGAAAAAUGCAACCCAGGAGGCUCUGCAUAAAGGUGACGACGUGAAAUUUGAGGAGUUCGUGGCUUAUCUCAUAGACCCCCACACCCAAAGAGAAGAGCCCUUCAAUGAACAUUGGCAAACUGUCUACUCUCUGUGCCACCCUUGCCACAUCCAUUACGACCUCAUAGGGAAAUACGAGACCCUUGAAGAGGAUUCCAACUACGUCCUUCAGCUUGCAGGAGUAGGAAACUAUCUCAAGUUCCCCACCUAUGCAAAGUCUACAAGAACUACUGAUGAAAUGACCACAGAGUUCUUCCAGAACAUCAGCGCAGAGCACCAAACACAGCUCUAUGAAGUCUACAAACUUGAUUUUUUAAUGUUCAAUUACUCAAUGCCAAGCUACCUGAAGUUGGAAUGAGUUGUGGAGGAGAGCCAGAGAGAAAGAGAGAGAAAGAUGAAACCUAUUUUAUUUAAGAUUUUUAUUUGUCACAAUUGCAUAUGAAGAAUGGGGUUGUUUUGUAAGUUAAUUUUUUUUCCUUUUUGAAUGAUGCUGCGAGCAGCACGCUUGGAAAUGUAUUAUUUAAAUUGCUGGUGAGAAAGGACAGCUCUGUUUGCAGGGUAGGGAAAUGGCGGCGACAGUAGCUCUAGAUGUGACUAGUAAGUGCUACACUGUGUGGGGAAGAAACAUGUUGUUUGUAUCCUGAUGAAUUUCUAUUCUUUUGCAUUCUUCAUCAAUCCUAGCCUUUAUGUUAUUUAUGCUUAUUUAAGAACACAAUAGAUUCCUCUUAAGAAACUGAAAUAUGACACUGUGUGGACAAAGAAAACACGUUUCUUGUGCUCUCCUUGCUGGAGUCUGCCUCUGUUCCUAAUGUCUCUUCAUUACUGAAUGUUUCACUAAUGCUGGUUAUUUGCAUAUUUUUGGAAACAUUGGAAUGGGACUGGCGGAGAGGCUUAGCUGAAACGUAUUUUGAAGCCUCCCGAUUCUCUGGUUCAU
Messenger RNA from Elgaria multicarinata webbii, 1652 nucleotides. It is a transcript of the gene CHST11, whose product is annotated as carbohydrate sulfotransferase 11. The coding region runs from base 18 to 1076 and encodes 352 amino acids. Gene Ontology annotation, molecular function: sulfotransferase activity. Gene Ontology annotation, biological process: carbohydrate biosynthetic process; proteoglycan biosynthetic process. Lineage: Eukaryota; Metazoa; Chordata; Lepidosauria; Squamata; Anguidae. Gene Ontology annotation, cellular component: membrane. The record is from RefSeq and is a predicted model, not a curated record. The transcript has 3 exons.